GCAGCAGGGAGCCCAGGCGGAGCGGCGGCUGGGCAGCGGAACCGUCCAGCUCCAGAGCAUUAACCUCGUAGCAAAGCUGGAGCCCAUUCAGAGGAAAAGCUGGAGAAUCCUCUUCCAUUCUCCCCGUGCUGCACCGGACCUGCCCUGGUGUCAAAGAAAGGGCUGUAAAGUGGCUUUCCAGGACUAGUUGGCUGCCAUGCUAAUAUUGCUUGCGUUUGGAGUGCUGCUUCAAGAAAUCCUGGCUAAUGCCCAAGAUGAAAAUCUUAUUGAAAUCAAAAACAUUCCAGAAGUGCCAUUAUAUAACUACAAAAGUAUCAAUGUACCGGAAGAGCAUAUUCCAUAUUUUCUGCACAACAAUCGGCAUAUUGCCACAGUCUGUAAGCAGGACUCUCAUUGCCCAUAUAAAAAAUACUUGAAGAAUCUAAAAUCCUGCUGGGGCUAUGAGAGAUCCUGCAAGCAGGAAUACAGGUUUGGUUACCCGGUGUGUGAUUAUGUUGAAACGGGAUGGGCUAAUGACAUUGAGACAGCUCAGCAGAUAUUCUGGAAACAAGCUGACUUUGGUUAUGUUAAAGAAAGGCUAGAUGAAAUGAAAACCCACUGCAAGCCUAUAGCAAAGGGUGAUUCAUCUCUGGCCUGCUCACAGUACCUCCAGCAUUGUAGAGCGACAAACUUGUACAUUGAUUUAAGAACCACAAAGCGAAACCAUGACAGAUUCAAGGAAGACUUUCUCCAGAAAGGAGAAAUCGGAGGUCAUUGUAACUUCGACAGUCAAGUAUUCAUGGCUGAAGGUCAGCGCAAGAGCCCUCUGCAGUCUUGGUUUGCCGAACUCCAGACAUAUACUCCACUAAGCUUCAGACCCAUAGAAGAUGGCAAAUGUGACAUUAUUAUUGAAAAGCCAACUUACUUCAUGAAAUUAGAUGCAGGUGUUAAUAUGUAUCAUCACUUCUGUGACUUUGUCAAUCUUUAUAUCACUCAGCAUAUUAACAAUUCGUUCAGCACAGAUGUCAACAUUGUCAUGUGGGACACUAGCUCAUAUGGCUAUGGUGAUUUGUUCAGUGAGACCUGGAAGGCAUUUACUGACUAUCACAUAAUACACUUGAAAACAUACGACUCUAAAAGGGUAUGCUUUAAAGAAGUAGUGUUUUCAUUAUUGCCUCGAAUGCGAUAUGGCUUAUUUUACAAUACACCACUGAUCUCUGGCUGUCAUGGUACAGGGUUAUUUAGAGCAUUUUCCCAGCAUGUGUUACACAGAUUAAAUAUCACACAAGAUGGACCCAAGGAUGGAAAAGUUCGUGUCACAAUACUUGCACGCAGUACAGACUACCGGAAAAUAUUGAACCAGAAUGAGCUUGUGAAUGCUUUGAAAACAGUAUCGGCGUUUGAGAUCAAAGUAGUAGAUUACAAGUACAAGGACCUUGAAUUUUCAGCGCAACUGAAAAUCACACAUAACUCUGAUAUAUUCAUUGGAAUGCAUGGAGCUGGACUUACCCAUUUACUCUUUCUGCCAGACUGGGCUGUUGUGUUUGAACUAUACAACUGUGAGGAUGAACGCUGCUACCUAGAUUUAGCAAGGCUGCGAGGCAUCCGUUACAUUACCUGGCAAAAAAAGAACAAAGUGUUCCCUCAAGAUCAGGGACACCACCCAACACUGGGAGAACACCCAAAGUUUACUAACUACUCAUUUGAUGUGGAAGAAUUUAUGUACCUUGUGCUUUUGGCUGCCGAUCAUGUAUCACAACAUUCUAAGUGGCCGUUUAGGGUAAAACAUGAUGAAUUCUAGGCCAAAUUUCAGGUUUAAAAAUGAUUUUUAGCAGCAUUUCUUUAAAAUGUGUUAAAAUAGAUAAAAAGAAUCCAUGCUGGUAUAAAACUUGCAAACUCCUAGGAGGAAAAAAAAAUCCCUCUAUCAAAAACACUCUCAGAGCUUUUUAUUGUAUUUUCAUAUUCUCUCUUCAGUUCUAAAUUUUAUUCUAGGAGUCUUUUGUUGGUCACUUCUAUUUAUCAAGCUUAUUUUUUGCACUAGUUGUUUGCAUUGCUAAUUCUCACUGCUUGACUUUUUUGUAUAAAGUUUUGUCCAUCCAUUUCAUGUUACAUUUGUCCCAUGUAUAAAUUGUCCUCUUGUAGCAAGCUGUGCAGAAUUGGAGAGAGGAGGGGUUGGGUGGGGUGGGUUGGGUUGUUGGGUAUGGAAGGAUUAAUACAGAACUAUUUCUCAAGUUGGUCAUGGUAUGAAUGACCUAUGUAUUGAAGUGUAAUAAUGGAAACAGUUCUCCCGUCCCUCAUCUAGUCUUUGGUCUUGAAGCUUCUAUGAUGCAGUACUGUACGUGUUGUAAAUAAAAUAUUUGGGUAGGAAUUGAGUUCCUAUCUUUAGAUUUUAAGCUAUGGCGUUUUAAAGCACCUGUUAUCCAUACAAAGCAUUUUCUAUAUGAUGCAGUGUAUACCUUAAAGGUCAUAUUUUAAACUCGGAGGCAUUUUCCAGCUACAGAUAAAAACCUUGCAUUUUUAAGAUAAAAACCUAAACCUUCCAAAGUCAGCAAUAGUUUGUGUUAAUCCUGUGGCUGUCCCCACUCCUCCAAAAAAAAAAUUAGGUUACAAUUGUAAAAAGCACCAGCUCUGACAAAGGCCCCUGUUUGGGUUAGGUCAGGUCUUAUGUAAGAAAUCUUUCUUAACCAUUUAUUGAGGUAGUUCAGAUAAUUCCAAGUGUUUUCUAAUUUUUUCACAAAUGCAGCUCUUCUGUGGCAGAAAUCUUGACAGUCUAAACAGUAUCAUAUAUACUCUCUUUGAGGAGGUUUAAAGGAAUUGACUGUUUUUUUCUGGCAAAAAUGAUAGGAUGAUGUAGGCCUCUCAACUAAAUUGAGAUAUAACUAAAUCAUGAAAGGAACAUUGUUGUUUUAGGCAAUAAGAGGCUGAUCCGCAGUGAGACUGAUUUCAAUAGGAUCAGGCCCUGUGGAUGGGCCUUUCAAAAGUGCUCUGUUUUGGUCUCACUCAGCUCUCAUUAAAGUCAGUCAGAGCUUUGCCAUUGACUUCAGCAAAGGCAGAGUUAGGCCUGUGCUGAGUGUGUU
Molecule: messenger RNA, 3056 nt
Organism: Chelonoidis abingdonii (Abingdon island giant tortoise)
Lineage: Eukaryota; Metazoa; Chordata; Testudines; Testudinidae
Source: RefSeq, a predicted model, not a curated record